This is a messenger RNA of Penicillium vulpinum, 1059 nucleotides long. Its product is annotated as MAGE domain-containing protein. NCBI's taxonomy places the organism in Eukaryota, Fungi, Ascomycota, Eurotiomycetes, Eurotiales, Aspergillaceae. Gene Ontology annotation, biological process: DNA repair. Gene Ontology annotation, cellular component: nucleus. Bases 1 to 1059 code for a protein of 352 amino acids. The record is from RefSeq and is a predicted model, not a curated record. The transcript has 3 exons.
AUGCCAUCAACUCGUAAAAGACGGAACAACGCAGGAUCCGACACCGAGUCAACUCCAAUUGCGCGUCGGCGCAGAAGACAAAGCGAAGAACCCGACUCAUCAUCCGCACCAAACAGCGACGAUGACGGGCCAAGCGCACCGACAAGCACCGAUGCAAUGGUCAAGAAAAUGGUGCGGCUCGCCAUAGCAAGCGAGUACUCGCGGCUCCCGAUCCGGCGCAACGACAUCAGCGCCAAGGUGCUGGGCGAGCAGGGCUCGCGGCAGUUCAAGUUAGUCUUUGACCAGGCGCAGCGGGAAUUGAAGCAGCGCUUUGGUAUGGAGAUGAGCGAGUUACCGGUGCGAGAGAAAGUCACCAUUACCCAGCGACGAGCUGCGCAGAAAACCGAAAAGCCUUCCUCGGCUAAUAAGUCCUGGAUCGUUACUAGCACAUUGCCCCCCGCAUACCGUUCCUCUGAUAUCCUCAUUCCAACUAAAGCACCCUCCCUCUACACUGAAAGUACAUACACGGGCAUAUACAGCUUUAUCAUAGCGGUGAUUAUGCUGAAUGGCGGUUCGCUGGCUGAGCAGAAGCUUGAUCGGUAUCUGGCGCGCACAAAUGCUGAGGUUGCUACGCCGGUCGACCGCACGGAUAAACUGCUGCAGCGACUAUGCAAGGAGGGGUAUAUUAUCAAGACAAGGGAGAUGGAUGGCGGUGAGGAAGUGAUUGAGUAUGUCCUUGGCCCGCGGGGUAAAAUUGAGGUUGGAACUAGUGGUGUGGCGGGUCUUGUGCGAACUGUUUAUGGGAAGGAGAAGGGUGAUCAUGCAGGCUUGACUCCAUUUCAGCGGGAAGAGCUGGAGGACUUUGAGGGCAAGCUUGGGAGGAGUCUUGGAAUUGAGCCGGCGCCCGUACGAGCUAGUGGGGUGAAUGGUGCUACAGACGUGGAUGGGGGUGCUCAAGUUAAUGGGAACGGGGAGGAACGCGAGGCGCCGCAGAGCUCGGGACCUAGACGGUCUACGAGGCGUGGUCCUGCUCAAGAAGAGGAGGAAGACUCCGGUUCUGAGGAGUAUGAGGAAGAGUGA